Acanthosepion pharaonis is the source of this 657-nucleotide messenger RNA. The record is from the annotation of a GenBank genome assembly. NCBI's taxonomy places the organism in Eukaryota, Metazoa, Mollusca, Cephalopoda, Sepiida, Sepiidae.
AUGAGCUUUCGCAAAGACUUCCUUUUCAUUAUUCUUCCUCUUUUGUUUUUUAUAUUCUUAUUUUCAUCUUUGUUUUUUUUCUUUCUUCUUUAUGAUUUCAUUUUCUCACUAUUUUUUCUGACUUAUCUUUCAUUCUAUUCCUUUCUUUUUCUCUCUAUUUUUUCUUCUCAGUUUUUUUUCUUCUUUCCUGUUUGGAUUUUCUUUUAUGGUUUCCAAUUUUUAUAUUCUCAGCUUUCAUACUUCAUUUUUCUUCAUUUGCUUUUUUCUUUCUAUUUCAUUCAAUCUCUUUCUUUUUUUAUUUUCCAUCCUUCCAUCUUUCAAUUCCUUCUUUAUUUUCUUGCCUGUAUCCAUUCCUCUUUUUAUAGUCUCUUUACUUUCUUUCUAUUUCAUUCAAUCCCUUUCCUUUUUACUGUAACUAUACCUAUCAAACAUCUUUUUUUUUUCCUAAUUCUAUUUCAUCUUUCCGUCUUUCAAUUCCUUCUUUCUUUUCUUGCCUGUAUCCAUUCCUCUUUUUAUAGUGUUUUUACUUUCUUUUUAUUUCAUUCUCCUUCUCUUUUUACUACUGAGCAUCUAUCUCUUUUUAAUUUUACUUUCUAUCUCCACAAUACACUCUCUUUACACUUUUUCUCUUUCUUCAGACAAAAAUUAUUUUGGUAA